AUGGUCAUAAAUAUAUUUCUACUGCUAUUGGCCACAGGGGCCUUAGCCGAUCGUAAAGGCUGUUACGAUGAAUGUAAUGACCUUGAUGACACCUUAAAAUAUGAAGAAUGCCUUACACUAUAUUACCCAGCCCCUCCCGUCAAUGUAACGAUCAAAACGGAAGUAGUGAUUCUGGAAGACGGCAAAAUUCUGGAAACUACAGUGCAUUGGGAUUCGAUUCCGGAUAAUGAAAGAACGGGAUAUUACCUCCGAUACACUGCCGUCGAUCAAAAAUGCCAGCAGGAUUUUUCGGGUUAUUUUACGAAUACCAUUCCAAAGACAGCAAAAUCGCACACAAUCCCUGUGCUUCUCGACGAUGCUAGUGAAAGGGCAUUGGCGAUAGAACACGAUUGCCAGUACAAAUUGGAGAUGCGUUCUCGGCCAAAUCCAUCUGGGGACAAGCUAUUUACUGUCGUCUUGUUUUAUCGGGUGCCGAAUUGUAUUGGGAAAUAUUGCGCUUGUACUGAUGGAGCUGUCCCUUUGCCGGAGAACGUAACUGCCGAACAUGUCUCUCAAGGAGUCUACGUUAAAUGGAACUUUUUCCCGAGUUUAGACAGAAAAUACAAAUUCCACAUUACACUGUAUGAACGCUUCUACCCUCCGUUUGUAUUCAAAGAUCCGACUUCAUUCAAAUAUAAAAUUGUGCAUGGGGCGGAAUAUAGUUUGGAGUCGAAGGAGAAACAAACCGCUUACGACGUUGUACUACCUUUUCAACUACCGUCAAAUCAGGAAUACAAGAUAACGAUUUUUGCCCAAGACGACCAGUACUGUCAUAACGAAGAUACGCACGUCGAAUUCCGAUCUAAAAAUCAUACAACUCUCAAGCCAAUUACUACCGAAUCCACGCCUCUACCAACCACACAAGAAACUACUGAAUCCACGACAAAUUCUACAGUUCCGGUCUUGAUUCCGGUAAUCGACCCAAACACCUCUGUCAUCCUAAGAGACCAUUUUGUCAUCUCCCACGCCUGGGUGCUGAGCUUUAUUUUAGCCAUCUUUCUCUUCAUAUCGUUGCCGUUAUUUGUGGCCUGGAUAUGCUUCCGGAACCGGGCGAAGAAGCGGCAAAAGUUGAGUAGAUUACGUCCACAGUGGUCGUUGUCGCAUUCAAGGCAUUCAAUCCUGGAGACAAAUAUCCUGUAUCGGCGGCCGAUCGAGUUUCGGCAGCCGAUAAAGGAGGAGGAUUGGGUGAUACAACGAGAAGAUAUUUCGAGUGGAAGUGUUAUUGGAGAAGGAGCUUUUGGCCUUGUUUGUAAAGGAUCUAUGCGUGGUCCGAGAGGAGUACCAGUUCGAGUUGCGAUUAAACAAUUGAAGGUAAACGCUGUAGAUGAGGAGCGUCAAGAAUUUGAGCGCGAACUGGAUAUGAUGAAGCAUGUCGGCCGCCACCCAAACAUCGUGACCAUGUACGGUUACUGUAGAGAAGGAGAAGCCCCAUGUAUGGUUAUGGAAUACGUACCAUUUGGAGAUUUAAAGCAUUAUUUGCAGAGCUUGAGAAAACAGCUAUCCCUCGCCGUCUCCACCCUCAAAUCCUCCCUCCGAAUUGACGAUGUCACCUGCCAUCCAAUAAAUGCCGUCUCUAUGACCGAUUCGGUGAUGUCGAAAAAUGAGGACCAUGUUGAGCUGCAAUAUGAGCUCGACCCAACGGAAUUGCAAUCUUUUGCCUGCCAAGUGGCUGCUGGAAUGGCUCACCUUGAAUCUCUGGGUGUUACCCAUCGCGAUCUAGCCGCUAGGAAUAUUCUAGUUGGUGAGAAUAAGCAAUUAAAGAUCAGUGAUUUUGGGAUGUCCCGUCAGGGCGUGUACGUUAAAGUAUCGAAGGGUGUAAUCCCGCUACGAUGGUUGAGUAUUGAAGCUAUUAAAGACAAUGUAUAUUCGACAAAAAGUGAUGUUUGGGCGUACGGUGUCGUCCUUUGGGAAAUCUGUACCCUGGGUGGAUUCCCUUACGCUACAAUUUCCGAUAAAGAUUUGCUACAGUAUCUAGCUGAAGGACAACGAUUGGAAAAACCAAUGAGUUGCAGUGAUGAAAUAUAUUCGUUGAUGGUAUCAUGCUGGCGUACAAUCCCCACGGAACGCCCCUCAUUUGCAUGUCUGGCCGAUCGACUAGGUGCGAUCCAUGCACCAUACGUCGAAUUUCUCCCUCAUGCCAAACUCCCACCGCAAGCCCCAUCCACCCAAAACUCCAAG
Molecule: messenger RNA, 2217 nt
Organism: Mesorhabditis spiculigera
Lineage: Eukaryota; Metazoa; Nematoda; Chromadorea; Rhabditida; Rhabditidae
Source: the annotation of a GenBank genome assembly